AUGGGGCCACUUCAGAGCUUCCAGACCUGGCCCAAUGACCUGCUCAUCAGCACCUACCCCAAGUCUGGCACCACUUGGUUAAGUGAGAUACUGGAGAUGAUCUACCAGGGUGGAGACUUAAGGAAGUGUCAUUGGACACACCUGCUCCACGGAUCCUCAAGACCCAUUGCCACUGGCCCUGCUUCCCCAAGUCUGAAGGUCAAGGUGAUCUACGUUGCCCGCAAUGCAAAGGACGUGGCUGUCACCUUUUACAACUUCUACAAAAUGGCCAAGGUGCACCCUGACCCUGGCACCUGGGACAGCUUCCUGGAGAAGUUCAUGGAUGGACAAGUGUCCUAUGGGUCAUGGUACCAGCACGUGCAGGAGUGGUGGGAGCUGAGCCGCACCCACCCUGUGCUCUACCUCUUCUAUGAAGACCUGAAGGAGGCACCACACAGGGCUCACUCCAGAACCCUAAGGCAGAGAGCCAGUCAUUUUGCUCCAGGGAAAGAGGACCAGAGUGAAGCAGCUGGGGCUGGGAGGUUUCCAAGUGGAAGUGGCCAGCCCCCCACUUCCCAUAAGCAAUCCAAGCCCUGUCUGAAGAGCCCUUCUGCUGCUCUAGAACCUGGGAAGGGAAAUUCAGAAAAUCCUGGAGCUUCUGGGGCGCUCCCUGUCAGAGAAAACCGUGGAUUACAUCGUCCAGCCACAUCCUUCAAGGAGAUGGAGAAGAACCCCAUGACUGACUCUAGCACCUUUCCUACUCAUAUCCUAGACCACAGUAUUUCUCCCUUCAUGAGGAAAGGUGAGUGCCCCAACGGGAGGGUAUUUGGGGAGGGAAGGGUGGAAGCAGCUGCCAGAGCCUGCCUUGAGUCUCUUGGGACCACCUGUGUAUGGGACUCCAGCAUUACUCUGCCCCUCCCCAGGCAUCCCAGGGGAAUGGAAAUUUGCCCUUACUGUGGCCCAGAAUGAGCACUUUGACGCCCACUAUGCUGAGAAGAUGGCAGGCUGCAAGCUCAACUUCCACUGGGAGAUCUGAGUGGUGUCGUGGGCACAAGCCUGACCCAUGACCUCAGGAAUAAAAUACAAACAGAGAGGUUCACGCCUAUACGCCAGCUCUCAGGAGGCUAAGACAGGAAGAUCCUAAAGUUCGAGGCCAGCCUAGGCUACCUCAAAAUAAAAUAACAUUAAGGAAAAAAAAAAAGAAAAAGGCAAGGAAGGUUACAAAUGCAGCCGAGAGGUAGAGUAUGGGUGAGUUCAAUUUUCAUUAUCACCAAAAAAUAAAAAUUUAAAAUAUCUCUAUAAUCUGUUCA
Messenger RNA from Ictidomys tridecemlineatus (thirteen-lined ground squirrel), 1289 nucleotides. Lineage: Eukaryota; Metazoa; Chordata; Mammalia; Rodentia; Sciuridae. The record is from RefSeq and is a predicted model, not a curated record.